Molecule: messenger RNA, 2100 nt
Organism: Thyridium curvatum
Lineage: Eukaryota; Fungi; Ascomycota; Sordariomycetes; Thyridiales; Thyridiaceae
Exons: 2
Coding region: 1-2100 (699 amino acids)
Biological process (GO): tricarboxylic acid cycle
Cellular component (GO): succinate-CoA ligase complex (ADP-forming); mitochondrion
Molecular function (GO): succinate-CoA ligase (ADP-forming) activity; succinate-CoA ligase (GDP-forming) activity
Source: RefSeq, a predicted model, not a curated record
AUGUUGCCCCGGCCGAGCCUACCGCUCCGGCCCUGCCGCAGCCCCCGGUCCCUGCCGCGUCUCAGCGGCACCAGCCAGCCCACGACGCUCCCAAGGCGAGCUUUCUCCGCCACCGGCCCGUCUCAAGACUACGCCUCGACCCUCAAGAACCUCCGGAUAGGCAAGCACACCCGGGUCAUGUUCCAGGGGUUCACGGGCAAGCUCGCCACAGCCAACGCCGCCGAGUCCAUCGCCUGGGGCACCAACGUCGUCGGCGGCGUGACGCCCGGCCGCACCGGCGAGCACCUCGGCCUGCCGCUGCUGCCCACCGUGCAGGACGCCGUGGAGCGGCUCCGGCCCGACGUCACGGGCAUCUACGUCGCGGCGCACCAGGACGUGCCGGGGGCCGUCGAGGAGGCCGUCGCCGCCGAGGUGCCGCUCGUCGUCGCCGUGGCCGAGCACAUCCCGCUGCACGACAUGCUGCGCGUGCACGCCAUGCUCAAGACGCAGAGCCGGUCGCGCCUCGUCGGCGCCAACUCCCCCGGCGUCAUCUCGGCGACGGGGCGGUGCCGCGUCGGGUUCCAGCCCCUGCCGUGCUUCGCGCCGGGCAAGAUCGGCGUCGCGGCCAAGUCCGGGACGCUGAGCUACGAGUGCGUCGCGUCGACGACGCGCGCUGGCCUGGGCCAGAGCUUGUGUAUUGGCGUGGGCGGGGAUAUCCUCCCUGGCACGGAUCUGAGGGAGGCGCUGAUGGUGCUGGCGGAGGAGGAGGACACGGAAGGGAUUGCGCUCAUUGGGGAGAUUGGGGGAUGGGGUGAGAUGGAGGCUGCGCAGUGGAUCAAGGAGUACAAUGCCCGGACGGCGAAUCCAAAACCGAUCGUUGGUCUAAUAGGAGGUGUUCAUGCGGCGCCGGGCCGUGUCAUGGGCCACGCCGGUGCCUUCACGGUCCUUGGCGAGCCUGAUGCUCGUGCAAACAUUGCCGCCCUCGAAGCCGCGGGGGUGACUAUGGUCAACCACCCUUCGAAGAUUGGAGACGCUCUCAAGGCAAGAUUGGCAGAGCACACCAAAACCACCAGCGGCGGACAGCCAUCGUCCCCAUUCAAGUCUGGAGUACAACAGCGAGGCAUUCACACUGCCGUCCGCAGAGCCAGAACAACGCAACCGAGAAGCCCUCAGCACCAACAGAAACGCCAUCUCUACAUCCGCGAAGACCAAGCCUUCGACCUGCUCCGGCAGUACGGCGUCACGGCAGCAGAGUACUCGGGCAAGGGCACCCGCCGGUUCCUCGCCAUCAGCAUCGACCGCUCCACGCGAUCCCCCUGCAUCGUCGCCUCGCCGACCACGGAGCCCGACCUCGCCGUGUCGCAGACCAAGCGGUUCCCCUUCGACUACAACCGGGGGCUCGACGGCCUGCAGGCCAACCGCAUCGCCGAGCACCUCAAGCUCGGCCCCCGCACGGGCGACUCCCUGCGCAAGGUGCUGGGCAGCCUGGCCGCCAUCUUCUACGACAAGGAGGCCUUCCUGCUCGAGACGCGCGUCGUCGAGCGCCUGGGCGAGGUCAAGAUCGUCAACGCGCGCUUCGGCUUCGACGACGCCGCGCACCGCACGGCGAACCGCCAGGCCGACAUCCACGCCCUGAGGGACCCCGCGGCCGAGGACCCGGCCGAGGUCGAGGCCGAGCGGGACGCCAUCGUGCUCAUCAGGCUCGGCAGCAGCGACGACAGAAGCUGCAGCAUCGGCACCGUCGUCAACGGCGCCGGCCUGGCCAUGAACACGCUCGACGCGCUGGCCGACGCCGGCGGCCGCGCCGCCAAUUUCCUCGACACGGGCGGCAAGGCGACGAGCGAGACUGUCAAGAAGAGCUUCGAGCUCGUGCUGCGCGACGAGCGCGUGCGCGUCAUCUUUGUCAACAUCUUUGGCGGGCUGACCCGCGGCGACAUGAUCGCGCGCGGCGUCGUCCUGGCGUUCGAGGAGCUGCGGCCCCGGGUGCCCGUCGUCGUGCGCAUACGGGGCACCAACGAGGCCGAGGGCCAGCGGAUCAUCGCCGAGAGCGGGCUGCCCAUCUACGCGUUUGAUGACUUCGAGGAGGCGGCGGCCAAGGCCAUUGAGCUUUCGGGACAGUGA